CCCUCGCCGUGCUAGGAUUGGCGGACUGGGCGCAUCACUGUAAUGCGGAGAGGCGAUCCUGCCUGCGGGUUUAUUAGCGCACAUCUGAUGAAUAUAAGAUCGACACCGAGGGUUUAAUCACUCACAGGUCACACAGAUGUGGAAGAGCACCAGGAGAGAGGGAUGCGAGAGGCUCUGAUGUCCAGGGAUAUAUCUGGGUCAUCUGGAAGAAGAAGAAGAAGGAGGAGGAGGAGGACCUGCUGAAAAUGCGGUGACUUGGAGAUUUCUGUGGGAAAACGCGCUUUGCCUUUAUGAAGCAAAGCUGAUCCUUCUACAGGUCGUUUAACCGACACCAGCAACCCAGAUGGAGAUGCUACUCGUUUAUCUGAUGGUUGCUGUAAUGGCGCUGAAAGCCCAGAAGAUCCAGGUUUGCCCGAAGCGCUGCAUCUGCCAGGUUCUGUCCCCCAAUCUGGCAACCCUGUGUGAUAAAAAGGGUCUGUUGUUCGUCCCUCCGAACAUCGACCGGCGCACCGUCGAACUCAGACUGGGGGACAACUUCAUCACGGGAAUCAAGCGCAAGGACUUUGCCAACAUGACCAAACUGGUGGACCUGACUCUCUCGAGGAACACCAUCGGCUCCGUCACGCCUCACGCCUUCAACGACCUUGAGAACCUGCGCGCGCUUCACCUGGACAGCAACCGCUUGACACAUAUAACCAACGACACGUUUAGCGGCAUGUCAAAGCUGCACCAUCUAAUCCUCAAUAAUAACCAGCUCACACACAUCCACAUCGGAGCGUUUAACGACCUCCUGGCUCUCGAAGAGCUCGAUUUGUCCUACAACAACUUGGAAAGCGCGCCUUGGAUCGCGAUCCAGCUCAUGAUUAGCUUGCACACUUUAAACAUGGAUCACAACAUGAUCAACUACAUCCCUGAAGGAACGUUCUCCGGGCUUCAGAAGCUCAAGCGACUGGACGUCACGUCCAACAAGCUGCAUAAGCUUCCGCCCGAUCCGGUUUUCCAGCGCGCAGGAGUUCUGGCGACAUCAGGCGUCUUGGGUCCGUCGUCGUUCGCGUUGAGCUUCGGGGGAAACCCGCUGCAUUGUAACUGCGAGUUGCUGUGGCUUCGACGGCUACGGCGCGAGGACGAUCUGGAGACAUGCGCGGCGCCACAACAUCUCGCCGGACGCUACUUCUGGACCGUUUCCGAGGAGGAGUUCUUGUGCGAGCCGCCGCUAAUCACUCGACACUCGCAGGAAACCCGUGCGCUUGAAGGCCAGCAGGUUUCUUUACGAUGCAAAGCCCGCGGGGACCCGGAUCCCGUCAUACACUGGAUCGCUCCCGACGGCAGGCUAGUGUUCAACUCCAGUCGGACCGUCGUCCACGCCGACGGAACGCUGGAUAUCCUGAUCAGCACGGUGAAGGACUCGGGGUCGUUUACUUGUGUUGCAUCAAACCCGUCUGGGGAGGCUCAGCAAACGGUGGAACUGACCAUCACGAAACUCCCGCACUUCACCAACGACACCAGUUUGGUCCAGGAGCCGGACCCGGGAUCCUCCGACAUCGCCACUUCUGCCAAGACCGAAGCCGGCUCUGCCAUAGGCAACACUAAGGGAGGGCAGGAGAAGAGAGUCCUGAUCUCUGACAUCACCGCUUCCUCGGCGCUGGUGAAGUUCAACUUCCAGAGGAAUAUUCCCGGGAUCCGGAUGUUCCAGGUCCAAUACAACGGCACUUACGACGACUCGUUAGUGUACAGGAUGAUUCCUCCGACCAGUAAAAGCAUCACGGUCAACAACCUGGCGGCCGGCACGAUGUACGACCUCUGCGUGCUGGCGAUCUACGACGACGCCAUGACCACGCUAACGGCCACGCGCGUGGUGGGCUGCGUGCACUUCUCCACGGAGCCGCAGUACAUGCGCUGUCACUUCAUGCAGUCGCAGUUCCUCGGCGGCACCAUCGUGGUGAUCAUCGGCGGCGUCAUCGUAGCGUCCGUCCUGGCGUUCAUCAUCUUCCUCAUCGCGCGCUACCGCGUGUGCCAGCCCGACGGCGCGGACAAAGCCGUGGAGCUCGGCGACAUGCGCUCGCAGUCUCAGGUUUGCGGCGUCAUCAAGUCCAUGUCCAAGCAGAUUCUGGGUCCGGAUGCGUGUCGGAAAGUGUCGCCGGAGUCGGAAACCGUCCCGGCUAAACCGUCGAAUUGCACCGUUAGCACAUCCGCGGCUAGCCAUAGCUGGCAUCCGGCGUCCCCGAGUCCAUUGCGUUCGGUGCGCGACACGCAAAUCAACAUAGAGCCGCCGGACAACUCCAACAAGAACAACUCGGCUAAGGUCCGCCACCCCACCGUACGCGCGUACUCCACCAUGGUGACGCCGGCGUCCCGGAGAGCACAGCUCCAGAACCUCCACCAGUACAAGACGGUGCCGGUGGGAUGUGUCCGGGUUAGCCGGCGUCACUCCCUCAACGUAGAGACAUAUAAACACCCGUAUACGGGUCUGAAGCAUCCGUCCGCGAGCCUGAGUCGCUCCCAGCGCAGUCUAUCCGUGAGCGGGGGGGAUAUCCCCAAGAUGGCCGCCGGAGAGAGACCGAGGUCGGCUCUGACCCAGUCGGAGUGGGUUCUGGAAAGCACAUUAUAAUGGAGGAUUGUGCACUUCACUUGUGUGGGACACCUGAUGUGUGUGUGUGUUACUGCAAAUGAUCCGUCUUGUUUUUUACAGCACAAAUAUCUAAACAUUCUUAAAUCAAGAUAUUUAGUGGAGAAGAAGCGAAACGGCUGAAAAACCCAUCGAAAUUGAGUGAGUUUGAGCUUAAAAGAAGAACAAAAAUCUGCCAUG
Molecule: messenger RNA, 2806 nt
Organism: Rhinichthys klamathensis goyatoka
Lineage: Eukaryota; Metazoa; Chordata; Actinopteri; Cypriniformes; Leuciscidae
Gene: lrfn5b
Product: leucine rich repeat and fibronectin type III domain containing 5b
Exons: 3
Coding region: 344-2608 (754 amino acids)
Molecular function (GO): protein binding
Source: RefSeq, a predicted model, not a curated record